Molecule: messenger RNA, 2208 nt
Organism: Oncorhynchus masou masou (cherry salmon)
Lineage: Eukaryota; Metazoa; Chordata; Actinopteri; Salmoniformes; Salmonidae
Product: BTB/POZ domain-containing protein 9-like
Exons: 11
Coding region: 203-2056 (617 amino acids)
Biological process (GO): adult locomotory behavior; modulation of chemical synaptic transmission; circadian behavior
Cellular component (GO): cytoplasm
Molecular function (GO): protein binding
Source: RefSeq, a predicted model, not a curated record
UUUCAUUACUUAACAACAUCCGGUUAGCAUCCAUAGCUAUUUGUUUGCAACUGAAAUCCCUGUGCUUGAUAUUGCAUCUAUGCUAUUUGACUUUUGCCACUGACAGUGUUCAGGUUUGCUAAAAUAAGGUGCUGUUACUUGAAAGGGGCAGACAAUACAACGACUUCAGCUCAGAUGUGACGGUGCCAUCUUGCUGUGUGCCAUGAGUAACAGCCACCCCCUGCGGUCACUGACCUCUGUGUCAGAGAUAGACCACCUGCACCUGCUGUCGGAGCACCUGGGCUCUCUGGUGUCUGGCGAGGAGUACAGUGAUGUCACCUUUGUUGUCGAGGGGAAGCGCUUCCCUGCCCACCGGGUCAUCUUGGCGUCACGGUGCCAAUAUUUCAGAGCCAUGCUCUUUAAUGGCAUGAAGGAGUCCCAGCCCCAGGCCGAGGUACCCCUGGAGGACACGCAGGUUGAGGCAUUCUCCAUGCUCCUGCAGUACCUGUACACGGGCCGGGUGAGCCUGAGUACGGCCCGCGAGGACGUUUUACUGGACUUCCUGGGCCUGGCGCACCGCUACGGCCUCCAGCCACUAGAGGACAGCACCUGUGAGUUUCUGCGCACGGUGCUGCACACGCAGAAUGUAUGCUUGGUGUACGAUGUGGCCAGCCUCUACUGCCUGGGGGGCCUGGCGCAGGCGUGCUGUGCCUACAUGGACCGGCAGGCGCCCGAGGUGCUGGCAUCAGACUGCUUCCUCACUCUCUCUAAGACUGCUCUUCUGGCUGUGGUGCAGCGGGACUCGUUUGCCGCCACCGAGCGGGAGAUCUUCCAGGCGCUGUGCCGCUGGUGCCGGCACAACUGUAACAACGAGGUGACAGCGCAGGAAGUGAUGUCGGCAGUGCGCCUGCCCCUCAUGAGCCUGAUGGAGAUGCUAAAUGUGGUGCGGCCCUCUGGCCUCCUCAGUCCCGACAACUUGCUCGACGCCAUUAAGACGCGCUCGGAGAGCCGCGACAUGGACCUUAACUACCGAGGCAUGCUCAUCCCUGAGGAGAACAUUGCCACCAUGAAGCACGGUGCCCAGGUGGUGAAGGGCGAGCUGAAGUCGGCGCUGCUGGACGGAGACACGCAGAACUAUGACCUGGACCACGGCUUCUCCCGGCACCCCAUUGAGGAGGACGGGCGAGCAGGCAUCCAAGUCAAGCUGGGCCAACCCUACAUUGUCAACCACGUACGCCUGCUGCUGUGGGACCGCGACAGCAGGUCGUACUCUUACUAUGUGGAGGUGUCUAUGGAUGAGCUAGACUGGGUGCGUGUAGUGGACCACUCCAAGUUACUCUGUCGUUCCUGGCAGAGUCUAUUCUUCACAGCGCGUGUUUGCAGGUAUGUACGCAUUGUGGGGACACACAACACCGUGAACAAGGUGUUCCACCUGGUGGCCUUUGAGUGCAUGUUCACACAGCGACGAUACAUUCUGGAGAAAGGACUCCUGGUCCCCGACCGUAACGUGGCAACCAUCGCAUGCGGGGCCAGUGUGAUCGAGGGUGUGAGCCGGAGCCGCAACGCCCUGCUCAACGGGGACACCUCCAACUACGACUGGGACUCGGGCUACACCUGCCACCAGCUGGGCUCAGGGGCCAUCGUCAUCCAACUGGCUCAGCCCUACAUGUUGGGCUCACUCAGACUCCUGCUCUGGGACUGUGAUAACCGCAGUUACAGUUACUACAUCGAGCUGUCCACCAACCAGCAGCAGUGGACCAAGGUGGUGGACCGUACCAAAGCGGCUUGCAGGUCUUGGCAGACGCUGGUGUUUGACAAGCACCCCGCCUCCUUUGUGCGCAUCGUGGGGACCCACAACACAUCCAACGAGGUGGGGAGAGAUGAGCAGGCUCGGGAAGUGUUCCACUGCGUCCACUUCGAGUGCCCCGCCCAGCUCGACACAGAGGUCAAAGAGGGCAGCCCGAACUCUAAGUCCCAGCAGCCUCCGCUACAGCCCCAAUCACCCUCCCAGUCCCAGCUUCAACUCCCCACCCGGCCUUCCUCUGCCUCCUCGUCCUCACACUCCCACCCCCUCUAAGGGGUUUGCCAACCCCAACCUCUCCCUUCGACUCCAGGAGAAAACCACAGACACUACCUUAGGCAUCUCAAUCCACGCAAGCUUCUUUUGUGAUGUUACUCGACAUAAUAUGCUGCUCAAAUGAAAUAAAUAUAUAUUUAUAUGAAAUUAAA